AUGUCGCUUCCAUUUUCCUACGCUCUCGUUACCGGCGGCGCUGGCGGCCUUGGAAAGGCCAUCGCAACAUACCUACUUAGCAAAAACGUCAAGGUGAUUCUUGCCGGUCGCACCGAAAGCAAGUUACGUACGACAGCACACGAAAUCGGCGCUACAGACUACUACGUUCUUGACACGGGCGAAGUCGACAAGAUCCCGUCAUUCGUGAAUACAUUACUGCAGAAACAUCCAGAGCUAGACUGUCUGAUUAACAAUGCUGGCGUUCAGCGGCCCUUGCAAGUGCUCAAGGACGAUCCGUCGGAAUUUCUUCAAAAGGCCGACCAGGAGAUCGAUAUUAACAUCCGGGGACCUAUGCAUCUAACUCUGGCAUUACUUGAUCAUUUCAAGACCAAGAAAGACGGUAGUGGCGCGACGAUCAUCAACGUCUCUUCAGUCCUCGGAUUUGUGCCCUUUUCCGUCAUCAACCCAGUCUACAACGGCACAAAAGCCUGGCUGCAUUCAUGGUCCGUCACCCUGCGCACCCAGCUUCGGCGCGGCGGAUACGAGAGUAUCAGAGUAAUCGAAAUCGUGCCCCCAGCAGUCGAGACGGAUCUUCAUCGCGAGCGAGAAGAUCCGGACGAUAAUAAAAAACACAAGAAUCCGAAUUCAUUGUCGAUUGACGAGUUUAUGGAGUUUGUAUCGAAAGGGUUGGAACGAGGGGAUAGUGUGAUUGCGCCGGGGAUGGCGCGGGAAAUUGUUGACGAGUGGGAUGCAGGGUUUGGGAAGCGGUAUGAGAAGAUUUCGGCGGGGUUGCCUUGA
Talaromyces amestolkiae is the source of this 798-nucleotide messenger RNA. RefSeq lists its product as uncharacterized. The record is from RefSeq and is a predicted model, not a curated record. The transcript has a single exon. NCBI's taxonomy places the organism in Eukaryota, Fungi, Ascomycota, Eurotiomycetes, Eurotiales, Trichocomaceae. Gene Ontology annotation, cellular component: membrane. The coding region runs from base 1 to 798 and encodes 265 amino acids.